Drepanopeziza brunnea f. sp. 'multigermtubi' MB_m1 is the source of this 2187-nucleotide messenger RNA. RefSeq lists its product as uncharacterized. Gene Ontology annotation, biological process: regulation of transcription by RNA polymerase II. The record is from RefSeq and is a predicted model, not a curated record. Gene Ontology annotation, molecular function: RNA polymerase II cis-regulatory region sequence-specific DNA binding; DNA-binding transcription factor activity, RNA polymerase II-specific. NCBI's taxonomy places the organism in Eukaryota, Fungi, Ascomycota, Leotiomycetes, Helotiales, Drepanopezizaceae.
AUGACUGGCCGCUUUGGCGAUCACCCGUACCAAGAAAGCACCAGCAUUCCGAUGAACGAGUCCGGCAUGGAUCCCAAUAAUAUGAUCUACCUACCGGCUAUGCCAUCAUCGUAUGGCGGUGAUGGUGAUGGUGAUGGUGAUGAUGGUGGCUAUGUCUCCGGUGACUAUUGGCAGCAUGCGUUUUCGCCAAACGCCGAGCCGACUCACUCGGCGCCAUUUUUUCAACCACACCAAGAAGCCUUUCCGACAGUUGGAAACCAGCAAAAGCAAGCUCCGAUAUUCACUUUUAACGGAACGCCAUUCGAAACCUACCCUCCUUUCUCCUCCAGUGCCAUGGGCAUGUCAACAGCAUCAACGCACAACUUGGCGCAAGAGCCACAGAACUUGUUGGCAUCUCGAGACUACCGGACGCCGCCCACCAAGCGUCAGAGAAUAUCACUUACUGGGCAGGACUAUGGAGAUUUGCCAGCCAGCAGUGGCCUCCGUGAAGAAGACCAAGAUUCGUUGUGUGGGACCGAGAGCGAAUGUUGCAGCAGCUGCUCCGGGGGAAUACCUUGCGAUGAGCCCAACUGCUCACCGUGUGAUGAGGAAGACUGUGUCGGCGAAGCGGUUGAACUGUGCAGUGAGAAAUCAUGCUCAAAACCUGCUUGCCGGGAAGAAUGCUUCUCCAUCGCGUUUCAAAACCAGACCUCUUUGGACAAUGGACCAAAAUCACAAGAAAAUGCUCUGUCUUCCCAGAAUGCUCCGUGGAGCCCGCAAAUGGUGCAGCAAGGCAUGGGUCAUACCCGGAACACAGGCGUUUCUAGCAAAGUCGGCUCUGCUGCUUUCGAACAUUCUCCUAUUACUACACCAUCAAUGGUCGGCAACAGCGAAACGCCCGCAUCUCCAUACCAUGCUUUGCCAACAUCUCAAAACCAUGUGUUUGAUCGGCAUAAUGUAUAUGCAAAUACGUCUUCUGACGACCUGUCGGGAACAGGCUCCCUGUUCAACACUUCUGAGCCAUGGGCCAACCACUCCUAUGGUAACGUGAACACCGAGAAUGGUCAGGAAAUGCUGCCCUGCAGCUGGGAGAACUGCGACUACAUAGGUCUUGAUCACGAUGAGUGGUUGACUCAUUUUCACAUGGAUCACAUCGAUACCCAGAUGAAGUUUGCAUGUCCUAUCCCUGCGGACAACUGCCCAGCAACAAUUGACACCAACCCGAUGAACCACUUACAGGAUUUUCAUCAUAUCAAUUGGGAUUUCAGCUCUCCAGCGUUCUGCCCGGCUACGACAUGUUCUCCAGAUCAGUCGUUUCUAAGCCUGGAGAUGCUCCAUAACCAUUUCGACAUGGCUCACGCUAGACCAGCUCAAGGCUCAUUGCAGUGCCGGCUACAGACAUGUAACGGUACCGAGUUUGAUGAUCCUAACCAGUUCCUUUCUCACAUGCAACAUCAUCUUCAAGCUCCAGUAUCGAAGAACGAAGAGCAUAUCGAACUUCUAGCCCCAGGUGGUCCCGCAGCUACAGAGCUCAAGAAGGAGGCACUCGGGCCUGUGAACCUUCCUCACUUAUGCAUGUGGAAGUCUACGAAUGGAGAGCUUUGCAGCUUUGAAGGGAAGGAUGCGAGCAGCCUCCAGGAUCACGUUAAGAAGCAACAUUUGAGUUCUUUGGGCAAGAGUACUGGCUACAUUUGUCAGUGGGACGGCUGCCGUCGAGACUCGAACCUCGGUGAGAAGUCAGGCUUUUCGCAGCGAGGGAAGCUAGAGCGCCACAUGGCAAGUCACACCGGCUUCAAAUGCUCGAUUUGCCCUAUAUGUCAACAAGAGUUCUCUGCACCGCAGGCCUUGAGACAACACAUCCUGCUCCACACUGGAGAGAAGCCAUGGAAGUGCAAACACUGUGACAAGAGAUUUCCUCAACAGAGCGCAUGCACCAUCCACGAGCGAACACACACUAAUGAGAAGCCGCUUGAAUGUAACGUCUGCGGGAAGAAAUUCUCUGAGUCCUCUAACUUGGCUAAGCAUCGAAAGAUUCAUGGCGAGAAAGGUUUGCAUGUUUGUCCCAUUUCGGGAUGUGGGAAGUCUUUCCAUAGGCUUGACCAACUGAAGAGACAUGCUUUGACACAUGAUAAGCCGCCGAAAGAUGGCACUAAGAGAAAGGCGCCUAGGAAGCCCAAGAAAGUUGUUGCGGCCGCUUCGGAUGUGUAG